Erythranthe guttata (spotted monkey flower) is the source of this 1242-nucleotide messenger RNA. It is a transcript of the gene WDR5B, whose product is annotated as Transducin/WD40 repeat-like superfamily protein. NCBI's taxonomy places the organism in Eukaryota, Viridiplantae, Streptophyta, Magnoliopsida, Lamiales, Phrymaceae. The record is from RefSeq and is a predicted model, not a curated record. Gene Ontology annotation, molecular function: histone binding. Gene Ontology annotation, cellular component: Set1C/COMPASS complex.
UUGAGUUAGGCUGGGGUGGUUGUUCGAUUGCCAUGGCGAACAGUGCCAACAGUGCACCUACCUACCAGCCCUACCGCCUGAAGAAAGUAAUCACGAGCCACACGGCCGCCGUCUCGUCCGUGAAAUUCUCCAACAACGGCGCGCUGUUCGCCUCCGCCUCCCUCGACAAAACCCUAAUCGUCUAUUCCACCGAAACCCUAACCCAAAUCUCCCACCUAAUCGGCCACUCCGACGGCGUCUCCGACCUCGCGUGGUCAUCCGACUCCACCUACAUCUGCUCCGCAUCAGACGACCGCACCCUCCGCAUCUGGGACGCACGCGCCGCCGAGUGCGUGAAGACGCUCAAGGGGCACACGCACUUCGUCUUCUGCGUGAACUUCAACCCGCAGUCGAAUUUCAUCGUCUCCGGUUCGUUCGACGAGACGGUCAGGAUCUGGGAUGUGAAGACGGGGAAGUGCGUGCACGUGAUCCGGGCCCACACUCUGCCGGUGAUGUCGGUGCAUUUCAACCGAGACGGAUCGUUGAUUGUUUCCGGCAGCCGCGACGGUUCCUGCAAAAUUUGGGAUGCGGCGAGUGGGACUCUGCUUAAGACGCUGAUUGAUGACAAGGUCACCGCUGUGUCUUUUGCUAAGUUCUCCCCCAACGGCAAAUUCAUCCUCGUCGGCACUUUGGAUGAUACCCUGAAGCUAUGGAACUAUUCAGCUGGGAAGUUCUUGAAGAUAUAUACGGGACAUGUGAACAGAGUAUAUUGCAUAACGCCGACAUUCUCAGUGUCGGGGGAGAAGUACAUUGUGAGUGGCUCAGAGGAUAAAUGCGUCUAUUUGUGGGAUUUACAGGGCAAAAACUUGGUUCAGAAACUCGAAGGGCACACCGAUACUGUUGUCUGUGUGACGUGUCAUCCAACAGAGAAUAUGAUUGUUUCUGCCGGACUUCAUAAUGACAGGACUUUGCGCGUUUGGGUUCAAGGUUAAUUUCUAGGUUUAGUCAUCGUAAUCGGUCUCCGCCUCUUCUAUUCGAUUUCGAGUUUUCUUUUUUUUUUUCUUUUUCGAUUUCUCUACAGUUAAUAUAUUCCAGUAAAUGGUGUACUUUAAUAAUCUAAUACCGAAAGCGUAAGAAUUUGUAAAGGAGUGAUUGUAGAAUGGAGAGUCAUUUAGCUAUUUUGGGAAGUUUUGAUACAACCUAAUGUAUUGUAAUCCUGCCAGCACAUACUAUUAAUACAUAAACCGACCCAUUUGAAAUUUU